Molecule: messenger RNA, 1113 nt
Organism: Aspergillus puulaauensis
Lineage: Eukaryota; Fungi; Ascomycota; Eurotiomycetes; Eurotiales; Aspergillaceae
Exons: 2
Coding region: 1-1113 (370 amino acids)
Source: RefSeq, a predicted model, not a curated record
AUGAAGAAAUGCUCGAUGUUUUCCUUGCCCGUUUCUAUCUGCGCCUGGGUUUUGGUUAUUGUCGUUUUGUCUCAUAAUGCGUCUGCAACGAAUUCAGACAGGACUUAUUUCACGAAUCCGCCCUCGUCGCAGGCAGAUGCAGAUGGAAUGCCAGAUUAUGAAUUGGGAAAUGUUCUGGAGAUCUCGUGGACGACGGACCUGGAUAUCUUCAACAUCAGCAUCUGGCAGCGCGAUCGGGGGAGUGGGAAUAAAAGCAAUGGGGGGAAUAUCUUCGCCAAAACAAACCCUUCCGAAACAAUAAACACCUUCUCCUGGGCUGUCCAAACCUACUCACUCGAUCUGAGCGACUCCUCAAUCUUCUUCCUGGCCAUAGAAGCCGAUUCGCACAGCUGGACGUCCGCAAACUUCAACAUCACAUCCUCCUCCACCAAAUCAUCUCCCUCCAGCUCCAGUUCCCCAAUCUCAGACUCAGACUCAGACUCAGAAUCAGACCCAGACUCCCCCACAACAACCGACUCACCAACAUCCCUAACCUCAACGGGCAAAAUCGCCCUAGGCCUCGGCGCCGGCAUUGGCGCACCCCUAAUCUCCCUCCUCGCCAUCCUCGCCUACUUCCAGUACCGCAGUGCACGAAGAGCAUACAUGCAUACCCAAGCUCUCCAGAACCACCCCGGUCAUCAUCAUCACCACCAUUCACACUCCCAGCAACCACCACCACCAGCAUGGCGCCACCCGUCCGCCUCGCCGGGUAUGGACCAACUCACCGUCCCGCCAUCGAUCCUCCCACCGAAGCAGGUCCCCAUGUCCGUCCCGCUGUAUAGGAAUAGGAGUUUGCCGCCGUCGGAGCUUCCGCAGAAAUUGGCCAGGCCGGUUUAUGAGCCGCCGUGGGAGGUUCAUUCGGAUUCUGCUGUGGGACUUGCACCUGGACCUGCGCCUGCACCGGUAGGGCUGGGUGUUGGUGUUGGGAAUUGGAGUGGGGAUGAAUAUACGACGAAUACGACGAGGACAGGCUAUGGCAUGGACUCAAGGCAGGGAACUAGGAAUACGAGCGUGCGGUCCUCAGCGGGACUGGGGAUUCCGGAAUUACCAGGGGAGGGCUCUAAUUUUAUAUAA